This is a messenger RNA of Rotaria sp. Silwood1, 574 nucleotides long. NCBI's taxonomy places the organism in Eukaryota, Metazoa, Rotifera, Eurotatoria, Philodinida, Philodinidae. The record is from the annotation of a GenBank genome assembly.
CACCCACACCCACACCCACACCCACACCCACACCCACACUCACACCCCACCCACACCCACACCCACACCCACACCCACAGCCGAGGGUUUGCUUCAUUUUGACAAAGGUGGUUUGAAUCUGAUAGAGCAUGUUGAAUUCUACAUGGAGACUAACAUUUCAGAGUUGAAGACUAAUUUAUGGCGAAUCCAUUUACGAAAUACUCGAAUCCUGACCUAAGAUAUCCUACGUAUAUCGAGUGAACAGGUCAAUACAAGAAUAUAACAGAUUCUAAAAAUCAAACUAAUUAUUUUGAAAUACAAUCUAUUUAUUUUAUAUUUGUAGAAUAAAAUUUCAGCAUCAAGUUCACAAUCUGAUGUUACACAAGAAACAUUAACAAAAGUAAAACAGAAAUGCCUUAUAUUACCUGAAGAUAUUUCAUAUAUAUGGUCAACGAUCUUAAAUUCGAUGGCAAAAAUGCCUUAUGAUGCCGUGAAGUAUAAGUCGAAAAUAAAUCAUACAAUAAAAUCCACUACAGUUACUUGUGAUCCAUUAACCAAAAAUGAUAUUGUACGUCAAAAUGAAACAGUACACUAA